This is a messenger RNA of Sclerotinia trifoliorum, 3544 nucleotides long. Lineage: Eukaryota; Fungi; Ascomycota; Leotiomycetes; Helotiales; Sclerotiniaceae. The record is from the annotation of a GenBank genome assembly.
CUUAUAUGUCAUAUGUCUUAUUUGUCUUAUUUGUCUUAUAUGUCUUAUACCUCUCUUUAUCUCACUAAACGCUAAACUCACUAAUCCCCUAAUUACAACAAAUUUAUAAUUAUGGAGUAUUAACAAGUCAAAAUCGGGGAAAGUCUGAUUACUCGAGUCCCUUUCCUGUACGUACUUUUCAAAACAGAGUAAGCACCAUCUUUUACCGGCUGAUGAAAAGACAGGCUACCAUGCCACUUCUCACCGGCGGCUGACUGUACUAUACACAUCUUAUAUAUUUUAUACAUACAACAUCGGUGAUUAUUAGCUACCGGUCUAGCUAUCGACCACACGCCCUCGGUGGUUUCAUCACGGGAAUCUGACAUUCGUAUUAUUACUAUUGUGUACCUUGUUCUGUCCUGCCCCCCAUCUGCAGUGAAUCCAAAUCCAAACAAACAAUUUAAUCCUCCGCUGUCCCCCUUCCCGGUCAGACCCUUUCCACACCUGGGCAUUUAGGUAUCACAACUUCCCACGAGCUGCCAGUACCUACCACCUAGCAGCACACUCCACUCCGUACCUCCAUAGCCUCUUUCACAUUCUGCCGGCGUCUAUUAUCACGAGAUUCACGAGAAUCACAGAACAAUCACAGAACCUGGAAAAUAUGGAGGAUACUCGAUUUGAUUCAUCUCGCAAACGACCACGACCAGUUGUGUCUUGUCUAAGAUGUCGUGAAAAGAAAUUGAAAUGCGAUCGACUUUUACCGUGUCAAAACUGUACCAAGGUCCCAGGUGGCUCAAAUGAAUGUACUUACAAUCACGACCCUGCGAAAUCAAUCCCGAAAUCACGACCUGCGACAAAUUCACCGGGAGAUCGCACACCUGACCUUAGGAACAUACCAACAUUAGGGAAUAGUGUAAAUAUCAUCCAGGUACGUCUUUUAUUAGAUACUAUGUAGCUGAUUUCUGCAAUCACUUCCAUCUUAGCUAAUACAUCUUCUCCUUUCCCUAGAGUAAUAAUGGUGGGGUUGGAGUCGUUGAAGAACUUCAAUCUCGUGUUGCAAGACUUGAAGAGCUACUGCAAGUCUCCGGAAAGUUAUCAAACAUUCAAAGAUCAACAUCACAAUCAUCACCAACUCACAGAGUAUCAAAGCGUACAAAUGUUCCGCCUAGAUUGAUACCAGGUCUUUGUAACCUGAUUGUGAAAGGAUCGAGGAGUAGAUAUCAUGGUCAAAAUGAUCGAAUCACCUUGUUGAAUCAGGUAUGCGCUCCGCUGAUUUUCCGUCCUACCUAUUAUAUUGAUCUGAUUUGAUACGAUACCACACGAUACGAUACUAACAUUAUUUGAAGUUUCCCGAGGCAAAAGAUUUCAUAAAUAAGAGUGCAAACAGUAAUACUUCCAUCAUUAACCUUGCCAAAGAUGUUCAAUAUCUACAGCAAAAGUCCCGGGGUCAUCUUACCAUGAGAAAGGAGACAUCAAGUCAAGAAAGUGCAGCGAUUCUUUCAAAGCUUCGAGAAUUUCUUCCCGGAAAACCUGUUUGUGACAGGCUGUUAAAAAUCUACACUGAUAAUUUUGAAAAGAGUUCAAGGAUUCUUCAUGUGCCUUCCUUCCUUCGUCUGUACUCGCAAUUUUGGACAUCCCCCGACGACAAGAUAUUCCAAACCUCGUCGUUUUUACCUCAGUUGACAACCAUACUGGCGAUAUGUUACAAAUUCCUCGAUAGCAAUUCAGGAUUUGAUGACGAUCAGAAAACAUAUCUCGAAAUGGCAUCACUUGAGCUUGUAACGGCUUGGAUUGAUACAAUCAGUAGGAAGCAGGCAAUCGAUAUAUCAAGUCUGCAAACAGAAACACUUCUCCUCCUUGCCCGACAGUUACAACUUCUUUCUCCAGAUAAGUUAUGGUGUGCCACGGGUGCUUUGGUCCGUUCCGCCAUGGUUAUGGGACUUCACUUAAGACCAGCGGAAUAUAAGAAAAUCUCACCGUUUCAUGCUGAACUAAGACGAAGAAUCUGGGUAACAAUUGUUCAAAUGGACCUACAAGCAUCCAUGGCUGCAAGCAUGCCAAGUAUUGUUCCUGACAUAGAUUUCAAUCAACUGGCUCCAGCAAAUCUAAACGAUACGGACUUUGACGAAUGUACAACCGAGCUCCCCCCUUCAAAACCUUUAUAUGAAUGGACCGACUCCCUUGCCCAAGUUACAUUAGCUAUGUCUCUAGCCCAGCAGCUGAAGGUUGUGUCGCUUAUCAAAGAUAUUAGCCCUGUCAUGGAUCUUACGGAAGUGGUCAGAGAAGGGAGAAAACUGGAGGAGCUUUUGCGACGUGUACCAGCACCACUCAAACUAGAUGGAACACUUCAACGUUCCCCUUCCCAUCUAUUGGAUUGCGUUUUGCUGGAUAUAUAUCUCAGGAGACCUUUUCUCAAUCUUUAUCGAUUACUUCUAUGGGAAGAGCGGCAAGAUGACCCUUCUUUCCGGGAGAUGCAACAGAUUUGUUUGGAAUCGUCAGUCGCCAUUCUUUCUUACCAGGAUUAUUUUGAUCCCUCAGUCGCCGACUUGGAUCUACUAAGUACAAACUUGUAUUGGAUCAUGUUCCAAAUCUGUUGCAAAAAUGAUGUUUUAGCCGCUGUCUUGAGUGUCUGCCAAUAUAUCAAAACGUCAACAUCUGGAUAUCAAAGCAAUAUGCCAAGUCCGGGAUUUACACCGAAUCAAUUUCCAACGAGCCUACCAAGUCCUCCAGCAACAAAUACACAAUUUUCAAAAGCGAGACUCACUCGGAUAGUGGAAAGCACACUAGAAGGCUUCACCAAAAGAGUUGGAGAAUUCGGUAGUGACCUCAAAGAUGUUCUCAUUCUUUCCGUAGUGAUGCAAUCAGUACGAGCGAAUGGUACAUCUGAUCUAAAAGAGAACUUGAUGUACGAAGGUGCUAAGAAGGCGUUGUCAACUUGCAGGCAAACCUUGCUACAAUCUUUCCCCAAUGAAGAAGUCAAGCUUCCGUCUCAAAGUCCCGAACUGAACAAGGUAAGGAGUUGCUAUGAAUUGUGAAGCGACACAAAUGGAUUAAUUUUCUUGCAGGACAAUAAAAACACCAUAAGGACAGCACCAACAGCAGACGUUUCAAUGCCUAUCGUAGACCAGGCCAUGUAUACCAAUCAGCCGGGAUAUUUAGAUCAAUUAACCACUUUGACACCUGAAAUCAGUCAGGUAAAUCCCUCUUUCUGUUAUAUUUCUCGUUGAAAUUUGCGUGCAACCCCUAUAACAUCAUACUAAUCUGAUUUGUCUCCAUUAUAGUUCCAAGGUGACAUCUUCGAUUUUUCAGAUGCCGGUAUAUUCAAUGUUGAUAAUGAUUGGAGUUAUAGUGAAUCUUGGCAAUAAAAGUUAUUCAAAAUGAUUAGAAUAGGAACAAAAAAUACACCCAGUUGUUACCGAUUUGACAUUUGGCUCAUGCAAAUUUCCUCAGUAUUCAUUUCGGUCCGUUCUAUUUCUUUAUUUUUCACGACGGAACACCUCAGUAUAGAUCAUACAACAAGGAUUAAAACCAUCCAAACCCAGGGGCGACAAGUACACUUUCAACU